Messenger RNA from Oncorhynchus masou masou (cherry salmon), 6850 nucleotides. Its product is annotated as phosphatidate cytidylyltransferase 2-like. Bases 335 to 1669 code for a protein of 444 amino acids. The transcript has 13 exons. Gene Ontology annotation, molecular function: phosphatidate cytidylyltransferase activity. The record is from RefSeq and is a predicted model, not a curated record. NCBI's taxonomy places the organism in Eukaryota, Metazoa, Chordata, Actinopteri, Salmoniformes, Salmonidae. Gene Ontology annotation, cellular component: endoplasmic reticulum membrane.
UGAGUAAUCGGGUGCUCAAUUGCUCUUCUUAAAUGUGUAUUUUAAACCUAAACACACUGCUAACAGUAUGCCUAAACCUAACCUUGGACUAAGACCAAACUGCACAUUUUGUUUUCAUACAUUUUUACGAUAUAGACAAUCAUUUAGACUUUGUGGGUGUAAUAUCUAGUGGAAACCCAGUGAGAGGGACGUGAAUCUGGGGUUAACAAGAAAGAAUAAUUUAUGUCGAACGAAACAGUCGUAUUUUGUUGUUUAGCAAGCUGGCUGGUAAACUGUAACAACCCUGUGUCACAUACACUCACCCUCUGUAGUAGCUGGGACACGAGUUGCAAAAAUGACAGAGCUACGGCACCGCGGAACGACUGAAAACGACCUAUAUCAACAAUCCGAAGACAAGGGAUCUGAGAAUGAGGGGAAAGCAGAGGGGGUGUCUGAAAGCGAGACCAAGCCUGAUACAGGGCUCCCGGAGGUGCCUGUCCCUGCUGAUGACACCCCUGAGGUUCUCAAUAAAGCCCUAUCUGGACUGUCCUCACGAUGGAAGAACUGGUGGGUGCGAGGGAUCCUGACUCUGGCCAUGAUCUCCUUCUUCUUCAUCAUCAUCUAUCUGGGCCCCAUGGUGCUCAUGCUGAUUGUGCUGUGUGUGCAGAUCAAAUGCUUCCAGGAGAUCAUCCACAUUGGUUACAGUGUGUACCACUCCUACCACCUGCCCUGGUUCAGAACGUUGAGUUGGUACUUCCUGCUCUGUGUAAACUACUUCUUCUACGGAGAGACUGUGACAGACUACUUCUUUAAUCUGGUGCAGAGGGAGGAGCCGCUGCGCAUCCUCAGCAAAUACCACCGCCUCAUCUCCUUUGCUCUGUACCUCACAGGUUUCUGCAUGUUCGUGCUGAGCCUGGUGAAGAAACACUAUCGCCUGCAGUUCUAUAUGUUUGGCUGGACUCAUGUAACUCUGCUGAUCGUAGUGACCCAGUCCCACCUCAUCAUCCACAACCUGUUUGAGGGAAUGAUCUGGUUCAUCGUGCCCAUCUCCUGUGUGAUCUGCAAUGACAUCAUGGCCUACAUGUUUGGCUUCUUCUUUGGACGUACUCCACUCAUUAAGCUGUCUCCUAAGAAGACCUGGGAAGGCUUCAUCGGCGGAUUCUUUUCUACUGUUGUGUUUGGGAUCCUGUUGUCCUAUGUGAUGGCAGGCUACAGCUUCUUUGUGUGUCCAGUGGAGUUCAACAGCGACCAUAACAGUUUUGAGGUGGACUGUGUGCCCUCUGAUCUGUUCCAGCUACAGGACUAUGCCCUGCCGGCCACCCUCGAGUCCCUCACUGGUUGGCCCACACUGCGCCUCUACCCAUUCCAGAUUCACAGCAUCUCCCUGUCUGCCUUUGCCUCCCUCAUGGGACCCUUCGGAGGCUUCUUUGCCAGCGGCUUCAAGAGGGCCUUUAAGAUCAAGGACUUUGCCAACACCAUCCCCGGUCACGGUGGCAUCAUGGACCGCUUCGACUGCCAGUACCUCAUGGCCACGUUCGUCAAUGUCUACAUCGCCAGCUUCAUCAGGGGCCCUAACCCUGCCAAGGUGGUCCAGCAGCUUUUAGCCCUGCGCUUGGACCAGCAGCUCAACAUCUUCAACUCCUUAAAGAGCCACUUGAUAGAGAGGGGUCUGCUGGAGGAUGUAGCCUAGGGCCCCCAUGGCCAGCCCCAGGUCACCCUACUGGGCACACAGAGAGGAGGGCAGCGCCUGGCACCAGAAAGCCCUGGAGGUGUGGGAGAAGAAGUGUGGUGCUCGUAUCUGAGAAAGUAACUCAAUUCUUUGGGUUAUUCAAUUUUCUGUGUGACAGAGGGAGGGAGUGUAUAUAGUAUGAAAGAAAGUGUGUCCUAAACUGUUUCCUUUGUCAGUGUUUCAGGUUGUAUUUGUGAGUAAAUUUAUGUCAGCUAUAGUAUCUAUAACACAGUGAUGCCACUUGAUCUGUGUACCUCAAUGAGGUCAGGUAUACGUGUGUGAAUAUUUUAUGGUACAUAUAUUUUAUGUGUUUUAAUGCACUGCUCAAAAUAGUCACACUGUAUCGUCCUCUUCAUCUGCCACAAUUUUAUUUGUUUCAUUCAUCGUAAUAAUUGUUUGUAUUUAUAAUUUUUUAUUUGACCUUUUAUUUAACUAGGCAAGUCAGUUAAGAACAAAUUCUUAUUUUCAAUGACGGCCUAGGAACAGUGGGAUAACUGCCUUGUUCAGGGGCAGAAUGACAGAUUUUUACCUUGUCAGCUCGGGGAUUCGAUCUUCCAACCUUUUGGUUACUAGUCCAAUGCUCUAAACACUAGAAUACCCUGCCGCCCCACCUAUUACAUAAUGUGUGGUUGAGGUUUUACAUUGAAAGCUUUCAUUGUAUCCCUGUUUUGUAUAGUCAAUGUGAAUUUUACCCGGUAGAGGUUCACUCUGCUAGUGGCACAUCAUGCUGCAUAUCGGUGUGUUUCUGUCUCUGUUACCAUGGAGUGCUUCCCAAAUGGUACCCUAUUUCCUACAUAGUGCACCACUUCUGAUCAGAGCCCUAUGUGCCCAGGCAUCAUCAACAAGAUUCAGGCGCGGCUGGUCAGGGGACUGGAAGAUAAUUGCAAAUCAUUUGUAGACUGCAAAUUGACUGCAAGAAGCCCAAGCAGAUAUAAUAUUUGACUAAAACAUAAUAAUUUAAAACCUUGCUUACAUUUGUAUAAGAUCACAUAUAUUUCCAAAAUUAAAAUCACUCAUUUGCUGGUGUUUUUAGUCUUAUGCACCCCAAAAAAUCUUGCCCAUGGGACAAAUUCGGCUAGCGAGCCGCCAGUUGGGGAACCCUGAUGUAGGGAACAGGGUGCCAUUGUAGACACUCAUGCUUCACCUGUAGCUUCAUUCACACCCAGCCACACCGUUCUAGGAAGUGGACUGUCUAAAUUGGGAGCAAAACACCACUGGAUUUGACAGGAUUAUUAACUAUCAUUAUUGCUACAAAAUGGAGGUGAAGGGUAAAACAUUCCCUAGGAGCAAUAGAAUACAUGUUUGAAAGUGUAAAAUGACAAAAGGAAUAGUAUAGGAAUGUAUUUUACAAUAUAUUUCAUUGCCAUGUAAUAUUCUAUUACAUAAUGGUCUGCCUUAAUGUUAAACUUAAUUUAAAACUAUUGUGAUCUCCUUUUGGUGUGGGAGUUGGACAUCAGGAUUUCAGCUGAGGUUAUUUAUUUUCCAAUCAAGUUCCAUUAUCAGAGAUGACGAUGUGUGAAGGGUCCUUUCAGUUCACGCUGGAUGACAGCCACCAGAGUUUUAUAUACAGUAACAGUCAAAAGUUUGGACACACUUACUCAUUCAAGGAUUUUUACUUCAUUUUCCUAUUUUCUAGAUUGUAGAAUAAUAGUGAGGACAUCAAAACUAUGAAAUAACACAUAUGGAAACAUGUAGUAACCCAAAAAGUGUUAACCAAAUUCUUCAAAGUAGCCACCCAUUGCCUUGACAGCUUUGCACACUCUUGGCAUUCUCUCAACCAGCUUCAUGAGGAAUGCUUUUUUUUAUGUUCCCACAUAUGCUGAGCACUUGUUGGCUGCUUUUCCUUCACACUGUGGUCCAACUCAUCCCAAAAAAUUAAGAAAAACCCUGGAAUGAGUAGGUGUGUCCAAACUUUUGACUGGUACAGUGUUUAUAUAUAGAUCUCUAUAAAUGCUAUACACUAUAUGCCCUCUUUAUUUUUGGCUCUGACUGCCACUGUUGAGGUUCUCAUAGGAAUGUGAGAUGGGACACAAUCCACCCAUGUUGUUUACAUCAGCUAUUGUAAUGGAUGAAUAGAUAGUUGCAAAUGGCCACCAGGCGUUAUCUAUUUUGUUACCUGCCCUGCUGGUAUAAUAUAUGUUUGUAAACUGCUCCUAAGAGGCAGAUUUGUUCAACUGUUAGUGUUGUGUAGAAAACACCAGGAUGGUGGGGUGAAGGGAUCAUGCUGUCUGUUCAGUGUCCAAAGCUAUGGGACUGUAGUGAAGGAUACGACUCAAUAUUAGGAAGGUGUUCCUAAUGUUUGGUAUACUCAGUGUAGUGUGUUACUUGAGACUAGAGCACUAUGUGCCCUGGUCAAAAGUAGUGCACUAUAAAGGGAAUAGGGUGCCAUUUAGGAUGCUGCCACGCUCACAGAUAGUUGCCGUCGUUACACAUCCCUGUGGGUUGCGAACGAUCAGUAACGGGAGGCUGCUGAGAGGAGGACGGCUCAUAAUAAGCCAGUAGUAAUACACAAUACCAAAAUCACUGACAAUCUCACAGAUUUUGUUAAACUACUUUUAAUGCUGUUGAUGUUUUUCCUCUUGUUGCCAUUGUGAGAUCACCACCAAGUGACUUUCAUUUUGUGGUGACAUCCAACAUAAAUGGUUAAACUCUUGUCCUUGGUUGAUCUCAGUUUUGUCAUGUUCAUUUACAGGGACCAAUCUAUAGAUCAAUCUGAGUGUGAGGAUAUGACAUUGGGGAAACCAGGGCCUCAGAGUAUAAGUGAUCUAGGAUCAGUUUAGCCUUUAAGAGCAUAGUGGAUAUACAUUAUAUGGACAGGGAGGAGCUGAUCCUGGAACAGAUCUGAAAUAUUUUACAAACUGUCACCUCUUUCACUCUGCUUAAUCACAUAUAGUACGACCCAAUACUGAUUUACUGUACAAUCGAUCACCUCAAUCAUCCAUUGAUGCCAUACGUCUACUGUAACUUCAGAUUGGGAUCAAAUUGUGUAUGUAAAGAAUCCACUACCAUUCAUAGACGGAUAAAUGUUCAACGUGGUACAUUAUUGAAAUUAGAUUUUUGGAGUAGCCUAUGUCUUACUUAAUCCAAUUCAAAUGUUAUUGUUUGCAUACACAUAUUUAGAUGUUUUUGCAGGUGUAGUGAAAUGCUUGAAAUCAAAGGUUCAUGCAACUGGAUCUUGAACAAUAAUUAGCUACACAGAUUUUUAUUUAACUAGGCAAGUCAGUUAAGAACAAAAUCUUAUUUUCAAUGACAGCCUAGGAACAGUGGGUUAACUGCCUUGUCCAGGGGCGGAAUGACAUAUUUUUAACUUGUCAGCUCAGGGAUUUGAUCUUGCAACCUUUUGGUUACAAGUCCAACGCUCUAACCACUAGGCUACCUGCCACCCCAAUAAUGAAAAGAUACCUCAGUUUCUGCCAAUAACAUUUUUAAUGUAUGAUUAAGUAUUAUAGCUAACACAUUCUGUGAUUAUAUUCUGUAACAGUAAAAGACAAAGCAAUAUGAAGUAUCAAUGUAGGAUAUGAAAUGUCCAUGCAGGGUCUAAUACUUACAGUGAGGAGAGUUCAUAUGAAAUCUGUUCACUAAAAAGCCAUAGAGGUAUGUUUGGGAUUGGGUGAUCUGCACUGUCUGCACCUCCACUAUCAUCAUCUCUCUGUUCUUCACAUCCUCACCAUCCAUGUCAUGUAGCUCCACUAAGAUGGGGUUUUGUCAAGAUGGAAUAUAGCUUUUGUUAAAAUUGACCUCGUAGCAGGUUAGAAGAAUUUACCCAACAGAUUAGGAUAAAUCAUUUAGCAGGUUAAGGUUAGGAAAAGUGUAGGGUUGCGAUUAGCAACAACAACAAAAAACAAUUUGGGACAAAAGCUGUAUCUUGUCUAGACAUGACCCUAAUAUGGAAGGACACAUAAGAGUGAAACCUCUAUACAGUCCAAAAACCAUGCAGCUCUACUCUUUGAAAUGCCUACUUCCAUAAGCACAUUUUUCCUAUAUAUUGUUUUGUGAUCAUCAUUUAAUUAUUUGAGAUCCUGUCAGUCUUUAACUUACCUUGCUUAUUUGUUUUACUAUGUUGACUUGUAUACUCUACUGGUAUUAAACUUACCUUUGAUUUUCAAUAUUAUAUUAUUAUAUCAUACUAAUCUUGCUGUUUUGGAAAUGAUAUUAUCUAUAUAUCCUUCAGUUUUUACAUUGCAUAACUCACAGAUUUACUUAGCUAAGGUUCAGAGAAAUAUUCAGGCAAUAUAGGACAUUGCUGUGGUAUCAGGUGCAUUAGCUAGUUUUGAAUUUCCAGAUAUUGGCUGUUGUCGGUCUAUGGAAACUAUCUGUGGUAACUUUGUGCUGCAUUCAAGAGAGGGAACCUAUUGUAAUGUAUCAUGCUGUGUAGAUGAUAGAGGCAUUGAUAGAAGUUGUCAGAAGCCAACAAGUGGAAUAUUGGAAACCAACCAGUGAGAAUGGUGGUACAUUUUCCUUGGACUUCAUUGGCGGUAAUAAGAGUAUUGUGCCAGUUCCAUGUCAGUAUUAUGGAUAGCUGCCACUUGAGUGUGCUAAAGUUUAAAAUAGAUCAUUUUUGUGUUAUCCUCCUUGGUCUAUUAAAUUGAGCCUCUGCCAGUAUUGCACUUACAUGUAAAAGCAGCAAGAUUAUACCUUCUGCAUCACAGCUGUUCGAUAACAUUCCAUCUCCUAAGGUUAACUUGACACUUCUUAUGGGGGAAAUGGGGAUCAUUAUUCCUCCUUAGCAAUUUGCUCUUACAGAAAUGAGAAUUUCCCUCACCAAUAGGUUAAUCAUAAUAUUGAGCAGACAUAUUUUCUGCAGAAUAGGCUACCCCUGUGAAAUGUCCUAUUACACAGUUCUAUUUUAAUAGGUUAGGAAUCUUAUCAAGUUGUCCAGGACAUUAUGGAUUGUAUGGAGAUCUGCUAUGUUUGGCUGUUCAAGCAUACACUUCUCCUCUGGGUCUACUCUGGUUGGUUUGCUUUUGCUCUGAUAUAUAUUGAUAUUUUAUGAUUUAUGUUUAUUAUCGUAUAUUGUGCAAUGAUUUGUGUUAAAUUGUAUUUGUUUUAGGAAACAUUUUUGAUAAUGUCAGAAAAAUGUGCUUGGUCUUUCAGUAAAUAUCUUGUUCAUAUGUUAGAUGACAAUAAAAGGAAAAAGGUAAA